CGAGAGUAGAAAAGGGCCAGCUGUCCCUCUUAAACCUCGGCGGCCAUUCAAAGAGAAGAGAAGAGAAGAAACCCCUUCCUUCCUUCUUUUCUCUGUGGCCGGCCAUUCUUCUCUCUCUCCGAAUCCGCCGCCACGCCUUCACCACCAUGGCAUGGCUGAGCCGCGUGAGAGGAUUUUCUCCUGUAUCAAGGCUCCUCGCGGUGACUCCCCGAUCUUUCGGAUCAGCCGCCGCCUUGGCGUUUGACUACGACUCCGAUGACGAGUCCUUCCCGGAGCCGAGGCUUGCUUUGGAUGGAUCGGGUCCGGAAAGAGGAGUGCAGUGGGUUAUCAUGGGCGCACCCGGAGCUUUGAGGCACGUCUUCGCCCAGAGGCUCUCCAAGCUUCUCGACGUUCCUCACAUUUCCAUGGGAUCGCUUCUUCGUCAAGAACUUAACCCUAGAUCUUCUCUCUACCUGGAGAUUGCAAGUGCUGUUAAUGAACGAAGGCUUGUUCCGAAGAAUGUUGUCUUUGCGUUGCUAUCAAAGAGGCUCGAAGAAGGAUACCUCAAUGGGGAAACAGGUUUCAUUCUUGAUGGCUUUCCCCGCACUCAUAUUCAAGCCGAAACUCUUGAUCAAAUCGCUCAGAUUGACCUCGUUGUGAAUCUGAAAUCCUCUGAGGAGCCUCUGGUAAACCGAAAUGUUCUAAAUGAAACAGCUCUGCCUCGACAAGAGUUCCUCGCCUCUAUGUUACACUCACCUGUUGCUACCAAAGCUAAGAGGGAUAGUCUCCGUGUCUAUGCACAUGAGGUGAAGCCCCUCGAAGAAUACUAUAUGAAGCAGAGAAAACUUUUAGACUUUCAUGUUGACGGUGCCACAUCAGCAGAAAACUGGCAGGGCUUGUUGGCUGCUUUGCAUCUGAAGCAGUUGAAUUUGGCGACUUCACAUAAACUGACUCUGUGAUGAUUGAACAGCAGUCAUAUCGCAAAGGCUAGGAUUAAAUCCUCUGAGCCUUGCUUUACAAAAUUUUGAUCUUUCUCUUUCAUUUUAUGGGUCUUAACCCUAAAGCACCCCUUUUUUCUUUGUCUAAAAAAUCUGUAAUUCAAAGUUUUCCGAGAGAUCCAAUGUGAGGAGGAUAAUACACUAAAGCUUGUAACGAGUCUAUACAGAGCCAAAAUUUUCCUUAUGAUAAGUAGUUUAUAUUUGCUUCCC
Messenger RNA from Camelina sativa (false flax), 1187 nucleotides. Its product is annotated as putative adenylate kinase 7, mitochondrial. Lineage: Eukaryota; Viridiplantae; Streptophyta; Magnoliopsida; Brassicales; Brassicaceae. Gene Ontology annotation, biological process: nucleobase-containing compound metabolic process. The record is from RefSeq and is a predicted model, not a curated record. Gene Ontology annotation, molecular function: nucleobase-containing compound kinase activity; ATP binding.